Messenger RNA from Ilex paraguariensis (yerba mate), 714 nucleotides. Lineage: Eukaryota; Viridiplantae; Streptophyta; Magnoliopsida; Aquifoliales; Aquifoliaceae. The record is from the annotation of a GenBank genome assembly.
AUGAUCUUUGCUAGGUACUUGCACCAUGAGGUGACACCCCACAUUAUUCACAGAGACAUAAAGGCUAGCAAUGUGCUUCUGGAUUCAAACUUUGAGCCACUUGUUGCUGAUUUUGGGUUUGCAAAGCUCAUUCCAGAGGGUGUUAGCCACAUGACAACCCGGGUUAAGGGCACUCUGGGAUACCUAGCACCAGAAUAUGCUAUGUGGGGAAAAGUAUCCGAGAGCUGCGAUGUGUACAGUUUUGGUGUUCUUCUCCUUGAGCUUCUCACAGGAAGAAAACCUAUAGAAAAACUCCCUGGAGGCGUUAAGAGGACGAUAACUGAAUGGGCUGAGCCUUUGAUAGUUAAAGGGAAGUUUAGAGACCUUGCUGAUCCAAAGCUUCGAGGAAACUUUGAUGAAAAUCAAUUGAAACAGGGGAUUAAUGUGGCUGCUCUAUGUGUGCAAAGUGAGGUGGAGAAGCGUCCUACAAUGAAAGAAGUUGUUAACCUUCUGAAAGGGUAUGAACCGACAGGAAAAACAACGCAGAUGAAAAUUGAAAGUAUCAAGUAUAAGGAAGAUUUGAUGGCACUUGAUCAAGACAGUGAUGAUGACGGUGGUGGCGUUAGUGGUUAUGAUGAAAGUAGUGCGUAUGGCAUCUUUGGCACUAUUGAUACACCAAAGAUGCAUGAUCCAUAUAAGCGAUUUGGCGAUCAAAAAAUAGAUAAACAUGGAUGA